Astrephomene gubernaculifera is the source of this 3562-nucleotide messenger RNA. NCBI's taxonomy places the organism in Eukaryota, Viridiplantae, Chlorophyta, Chlorophyceae, Chlamydomonadales, Astrephomenaceae. The record is from the annotation of a GenBank genome assembly.
CCACGAGCUGACCGCGCAGCGCUCCCGUCUGGAGGUGGAGGUGGAGGAGCUGGGUCGGCGGGUGGGGCGGCAGGAGGUGCUGGCGGGCAGUGCGCGGAGGGAGCUGGCGGGGCUGAGGCAGCAGGUGCAGGCGGAGAAGGAAAAGAUGGAAAAGCUGCGUGAGGCCGCGACCACCGCCGAUGCCUCUCACUCGGAGCUGCAGGCGCGCAUCGCCGCCGCGGAGAGCCGGCUGGCCGCGCUGUACCGCAAGCAGGGGGCGGUACGGCAGUACGGCAGCAGGGAGGAGCGGGACGCGGCGCUGAGGAAGGAGAUCUCCGCCAAGGAGGCGGUGCUGGCCUCCAAGCGGCAGGGCCGGGAGCGGCAGGCGGCGGAGCUGGUGCAGCAGCAGGAGGUGCUGCUGGAGCUGAGCCAGAGCAUCGGGGACCUGGAAGCCGAGGUCGCCUCCCUGGAGGGUCGGGUGGUGGAUGCGGACCGGGCGCAUGCGGAGGCGGGGGCGGCGCGGGGGCGGCUGCUGGACGAGCGGAGGGCGAAGCAGCGGGAGGAGGAGGCGGCGGAGAGGGCGGUAGCGGCGGCAGCGGAGACCGUCAAGGCGGCGCAGCAGUCGUACGACAAGUGCAUGCCGGGCGACGUACGGAAGGGCGUGCAGGGUUUGGAACUGCUGCACAAGCGGUUCGGGGAGGACAUGGCGGGGGUGCACGGGGCGGUGAUCGAGCACAUCCGGGCGCACGAGACCUUCCAUGUGGCCAUUGACACCAUAGCGGGCAACCACCUGUUCGACGUGUUGGUGGACAGUGACGAGGUGGCGGCGCGCCUCAUCCGCAGCCUGCACGCCCGCAACAUGGGCCGGGCCACCUUCGUGCCGCUCAACAGGGUGGGGGGCGGGCCGGAGGUGGAGCCGCCCAGCGAGUUCGGUACGGAUGUGGUUCCGCUGCUCCGCAAGAUCCAGAGCGACCCGCGGUUCCGUCCCGCGCUGAAGGACCUGUUCGGCCAGGCGCUGCUGUGCAGGGACAAGGACGUGGCGACGGAGGUGUGUCGUACCACGGACCGGUUUGACUGCGUCACGGUGGAGGGGGAGAAGUUCGGGCGGCGCGGCAACAUCAGCGGCGGCUUCAUGCCCCAGAACAGGGCCCGACUGGCGGUGUACAACACACUCAUGGCGGCCAGGCAGCAGUUGUCUGAGGAGCAGCGCAAGCAGCGGGAGGCGGGCGAGGCGGCCGCUGCUGCGGGGGCGGCGUAUGACGAGGCGGCGGGGAAGGUGGAGGAGCUGGAUGCGCAACGGCGGCAGGUUCGUGAGGCCAUGCGUGCCCGCAAGGCUGAUCUGAAGCUGCGGCGGGAGGAGGAGGGCGAGGUGCGGCGGCAGGUGGAGGCGGCGGAGAGGGCGGUGGCGGGGUACGAGGCGGACCUGGGGCGGAUGCAGGCCGACCUGCAGUCGCUGCGUUCCGAGUUGGACACCGACAUGAACUCGCGACUGAGUGCGGCGGAGCUGCGGGAGAUGACCUCGCUCAACCUCUCCCUCACUGACCUACGCGAGCAGCUGCGGGCCGCCUCCGCCGCGCGCGACGCCGCCGCCGCCGCGCUGGCAGCCUGCGAGGCGCACCUGGAGGGGGUGCUGGGGCGGCAGGUUGCGGCGCAUGAGGAGGCGCUGGCGGGGGACGAGGAGGCGGGGGACAAGGCCGCUCUGGCGCUGCGCAAGGCCGACCUGGCCGCGCUCACCUCCUCCCUGGCGGAGGCGGGGCGGGCGGCAGCGGCAGCGGAGCGGCAGCUGGAGGGGGCGAGGGGGCGGGUGGAGGAGAUGAGGAAGCGGAGGGAGGCGCUGAGGGAGGAGGCGGGAAGGAGGGAGGCGGAGGCCAGCGACAGUGCCAAGGCGCUGGAGUCGCUGUCGCUGCGCCGCGCCGCGCUGACCACCCGCGCGGGCGACCUGGAGCGGCGGGUGCGGGAGCUGGGGUCGCUGCCGCAGGAGGCCUUCGACAGCAGCUACCGGGACAGGAGCAUCAAGGACCUGAUGCGCUCGCUGGACCAGGUGGGCGCCUCCCUGGAGCGCUUCAGCGGCGUCAACCGCAAGGCGCUGGACCAGUACCUGGACUUCAGGCAGCAGCGGGAGGAGCUGGAGGGACGGCUGAAGGAGCAGCAAGAUUCCGAAUCCAAGAUCCGCGAGCUCAUCUCCGCACUGGACAUGCGCAAGGACGAGGCCCUGGAGCGGACCUUCAAGGGGGUCGCCAAGAACUUCAGAGAGGUGUUUGCAGACCUGGUGCCGGGUGGCACGGGCGAGCUGGUGAUGAUCCGGGCAGCAGGCAGGGCGACGGCAGCUGCUGCGUUUGCGGGAGAGGGAGAUGAGGAAGAGGGGCCUGGGGCAGGAGCAGGGGCAGGCGGUAGCGACAAGUACAGUGGGGUGAAGGUCAAAGUGCGGUUCGCGGGAGCAGGCGAGGCGGUCUCCAUGCGCUCCCUGUCCGGCGGCCAGAAGACCCUGGUCGCCCUCGCCCUCAUCUUCGCCAUCCAGCGGUGCGACCCCGCGCCCUUCUACCUCUUUGACGAGAUCGACGCGGCGCUGGAUCCGCAGUACCGUACGACAGUGGCUGCCGUACUGCGGAGGCAGGCGGCGGAUGCCGUACACCCCGCCCAGUUCAUUGUCACCACCUUCCACCCGCAGAUCGUGAUGGAGGCUGACCGGGUGUUUGGCGUGUCGCACACCAACCGCAUCAGUGCCGUACAGGCCAUCACUGCGGCCCAGGCGCUGGAGUUCCUGCAGGCUGCGGAGGACAUGCAGCGGCAGAUGGAGCAGCAGGAGGGAGCCACCGCAGGGGGAGGCAGCAGGCGGGGCGCGGGGGCGGGCAGGGCGGCGGCGGCGGGGAAGGCAGGGGGCGGCAGGGCGGCGGGGGUCAAAGGGGCGGCAGCAGCGGGUAAUGCGGGGAGCAGGGGUCAGCGCAAGCGGGCGGCUCAGCAGCAGCAGGAGGAAGAGGAUGAAGAAGAGGAGGAAGAUGGAGCGGGAGAGGAGGAGGGGGAUGAGGAGAUGGAGGAUUAAGGGGCUGCGGGAAAGCUGAUGGCGAGUUAAGAAACGGUUACGCGGCAGAGGGAGCAGGGCUCGGCAGCUAGUGGCGGAUCAGCAGUUCAGCGGCCCUUGCUCUGGGCCGCAUGUGUGAGAUGAGAGGGUGAGGGCGAGGAUGAGGGGGGGGCAGGGUAGGACUGGCGAGGGGAACACUGUACAUAGGAGUAGUGGGAUGAGAGGAAGGGUUUGCGGUGGGGUGGGGUGAGGUCUGAACGGUGCCGUGAUUGGUCCUGUGCCUCAAGACCCUUCUCUGUACCAUGGGUGGUUGCUUCUGUUGUGAACACCUGUUGAAUGAGGCUCCUGCGACCCAUGGGUCGCUACGCGACAAUGCGCGAAACAACUAGAUACGACCAGUCCCAAGGCUGCUGUGCUCUUGACCGUAUCAUCUGAAUGUGUUUUGCAACUCGUUUGCGUUAUUGCGGGUUGCAACGGUGUGGGGUUUAAGGCUUGGACUUGACGAGGAGGGCUGCGCUGCUGCUGCGUGUUCUGUGUGUCACUCGAAGUGUACGAGAAGGGGGG